This is a messenger RNA of Trematomus bernacchii (emerald rockcod), 3789 nucleotides long. RefSeq names its product glutamine--fructose-6-phosphate aminotransferase [isomerizing] 1. Gene Ontology annotation, molecular function: L-glutamine:D-fructose-6-phosphate transaminase (isomerizing) activity; carbohydrate derivative binding. The coding region runs from base 72 to 2120 and encodes 682 amino acids. Lineage: Eukaryota; Metazoa; Chordata; Actinopteri; Perciformes; Nototheniidae. The transcript has 19 exons. Gene Ontology annotation, biological process: protein N-linked glycosylation; UDP-N-acetylglucosamine metabolic process; fructose 6-phosphate metabolic process. The record is from RefSeq and is a predicted model, not a curated record.
GCGAAGUUAAACUGACAGGCGUUCCCGGCUACCGUAGUAGCUGUAUUUGGCAGCCAAACUGAACUGAAGACAUGUGUGGAAUCUUUGCAUAUCUCAACUACCAUGUGCCGAGGACUCGUCGGGACAUCCUUGAGAUCCUCCUCAAAGGUCUGCACAGACUGGAGUACAGAGGCUAUGACUCAGCCGGUGUGGGAAUUGAUGCUGGAAAUGGAAAGGACUGGGAGACAAAUGCCAAGUCCAUCCAACUGAUCAAGCAACGUGGAAAAGUGAAGAUGCUUGAUGAGGAGAUCAACAAGCAGCAGGAUAUUGACAUGGAUGUGGAGUUUGACGUCCAUCUGGGCAUUGCUCACACCCGCUGGGCCACCCACGGUGCGCCAAGCCCAGUUAACAGCCAUCCACACCGAUCUGACAAGACCAAUGAGUUCAUUGUCGUUCACAAUGGAAUCAUCACCAAUUACAAAGACCUGAGGAAAUUCUUGGAGAGCAAAGGUUACGAGUUUGAGUCGGAGACUGACACGGAGAGCAUUGCCAAGCUGGUGAAAUACAUGUUUGACAACAGGGAGAAUAACGACAUCAGUUUCGCAACACUGGUGGAACGAGUGACCCAGCAGCUGGAAGGAGCUUUUGCCCUGGUCUUCAAGAGCGUCCACUACCCCGGAGAGGCAGUGGGCACAAGGAGGGGAAGUCCCCUGCUGAUGGGAGUGAGGUGUGAUCACAAGCUGUCCUCAGAUCAUAUUCCUGUGGUCUACCGCUCCACCACUAAAGACAAGAAAGGCUGCACUGCCCUACCCAGGUCGGACCGGGACACCUGCUUGUUCCCUGUGGAUGAGAAAUCUGUCGAGUAUUACUUUGCCUCCGAUGCAAGCGCAGUGAUCGAGCACACAAACCGGGUGAUCUUCCUGGAGGACGACGAUGUGGCCGCCGUGGUGGAAGGCCGCCUGUCCAUUCACAGGAUAAAGCGUACGGCCGGAGACUAUCCAGCCCGCGCCAUCCAGACCCUGCAGAUGGAGCUGCAGCAGAUCAUGAAGGGCAACUACAGCUCCUUCAUGCAGAAGGAGAUCUUUGAGCAGCCCGAGUCUGUGGUCAAUACCAUGAGGGGGAGAAUCAACUUUGAGAACAACACAGUCACCCUGGGUGGACUGAAGGACCACAUCAAAGAGAUCCAGAGGUGUCGGCGGCUGAUCCUCAUCGCCUGCGGGACCAGCUACCAUGCUGGGGUAGCGACCCGGCAGGUCCUGGAGGAACUGACCGAGCUGCCGGUCAUGGUGGAGCUGGCCAGUGACUUCCUGGACAGAAACACCCCCGUCUUCCGAGACGACGUCUGCUUCUUCAUCAGCCAGUCAGGGGAAACUGCAGACACCCUCAUGGCCCUGCGCUACUCUAAGGAGAGAGGAGCUCUGACCGUGGGAAUCACCAACACCGUGGGCAGCUCCAUCUCCAGGGAGACCGACUGCGGAGUCCACAUCAACGCUGGGCCUGAGAUUGGAGUAGCCAGCACCAAGGCGUACACCAGCCAGUUCGUGGCCCUCAUCAUGUUUGCGCUGUUGAUGAGCGACGACAGGAUUUCCAUGCAGCCCCGACGCCGAGAGAUAAUCCAGGGCCUGAGAGUCCUCCCAGAUCUGAUAAAGGAGGUGCUGGCUCUGGAUGAUGAGAUCCAGAAGCUGGCGAUGGAGCUGUACGAGCAGAAGAGUGUGCUGAUCAUGGGCCGAGGCUACCAUUAUGCCACCUGCCUGGAAGGAGCUCUGAAAAUCAAGGAGAUCACGUACAUGCAUUCAGAGGGCAUCAUGGCUGGAGAGCUGAAGCACGGCCCCCUGGCUCUGGUGGAUAAACUCAUGCCGGUUAUCAUGAUCAUCAUGAGGGACCACACCUACAACAAAUGUCAGAACGCACUGCAGCAGAUUGUUGCCCGCCAGGGCCGCCCCAUCGUGAUCUGCGACAAAGACGAUUACGAGACGGCCAAGAACUCGAGCCGCACCAUCAAAGUGCCGCACUGCAUGGACUGCCUGCAGGGCGUCCUGAGCGUCAUCCCGCUGCAGCUGCUCUCCUUCCACCUGGCCGUGCUCCGAGGAUACGACGUGGAUUUUCCAAGAAACCUGGCCAAGUCAGUGACCGUGGAGUGAGACGCAACAUUCAUCACAACAACAGAAGCCAGGCGGACGCUCACUCAUACAGACGGAGAGGGAGCGCCUGUAUGCAGAAAGCAAGAGAAAACAACGUGCUAUUUGUAAUGCAAUCUUUUACCCAACAGUUGUGUAACCCACUGUUGCAUAUUAUCUGUGUCUCACUGUCUAUAUUUUCCUAGAAUCCAAUGGCAUCGUUGUUAUUUUACUGUUAGAGAAGCAGUUGUCUGUGGUGGGGAGGUCUGGGCUGGUUGUCUUCAUAACGCUCAGUUUGUGAAUCUGUAGCAACUGACUUGUUACAUAUUUAUUUGUGCUGAUUAGCAUCACUAGGAGCUGCUGUUAUAGCUGACAGGAGUUGGGUUUUACAGACCUUCAUGGCUCUUGUUUUUCCUCUUCCUUUCCUGCAAUGAUUUGUUUGGAUAUUUUUCUUUGGCAGCUAAUCAUUUGAAGUGUCUUUUAAUCUUUAGUAAACGACUGCCUUAAUUCAUUCCAAGCCACAGGUCAUCACAAAUUCAUAAUUGCAGCGCAGUUUGCCUGUGUUUACCUUGUUACACUCUCUCUUCUGAGGACUCUCAUCUCAGUAAAGAAGCAACGUCACACAUUUAAAUCACAGAAAAAGCUUGAGAAGAUGCUGCUGUGUAAGAAAUAUUCUUGGGUAGGUUACACAAGUUUGUCCUUUGUAUGAACCUUGCAUUUCAAUAUUAAACCCUAGUCUUGGUGGGAUUGGUUUGGGAGAAGAAGCCUCUUACUCAGAGUGUGAGAUUGUGUUACCUCACACUCGCUCUGCUUUUCCUUUAAACCAUUUCUGCAUAAUGAUUCUUAUACUGACCUUAUUGCUGAGGUAAGGUUUACAUUUAAACUGAAGUGAUGGAAAUGAGAUGAAGUUACUGACAUGGAGUUGAAGGUUCUCACAGUUUCCAGCCCACGCCUCUCCACCACGACUCCUGCAAUUGGGACCAUUUGUAGCUAACCCUUUUUCUUUUCUUAUAUUUAAUUUCUUUUUUUGUAUUAUUGAAGUUACUCUGAUUUAAAAUGUGAAUGUUACCGUCAUUUGAAAUCUCCUGUCGUACCAAAAAUCACUUUGGCAGUUGUAAACCAAAACAUAUAUAUUGUAUAUGUUCAUCGUAUAUUGUAGCCAAACGUCUACUGAAGUUGGUAGAUUGUGUCAUGGAAGGAUGCUUUGAGGCCUAAAGCGGACAUGUAUAGUUUUAUGGCAGAGUGUCAUGCUGCAGAUGUUUAUUUAGAUAAAAAAAAAAGUCAGCUGUGUGUGUGUGACCCAUAGUCUGUAUUGGAAAGGGAGAUGUUGUGCACACACACACACACACAUAGUGAAGAAAUAGAAAGUGCUUGUUUGCUUUCCUUUUCAGUCAUCACAUGUUAGGUUCAAAAGAUAUUUAUCUUGCUUAUGCAAUCCAGCCUUAACUUUAAUUUCUUCCCCCCCCUUCAUUGAGUUCCUCCUGAACCAGUGUAAGGUUUUGAAAACUGGACAAUGUUACAGGUACAACAACAAAAAAAACAUGUACAUGCUGUUAGCAGAUUUAGAUUACUUGACUGGCGGCGUUGACAAAAGAUGCUGCACUGAAUCCUAGCAACAUCUGCUACUGAGGGCGUGGGGCACUAUUUAUUAGUGGAACCGAUGCAAUAAAGUGUCAAGUACUUCCCUUUUAAA